AGUGUGUGCCGCCCCCGGAAGGCAGGGGCGGGCGGCGCGGCAAGAUGGUGGCCGCCGGGCGGCUGCGCGCUCGGCUGUGCGCUUGGCUGUGCCUGGCGCUGGCGGGCGGCUCGGCCGCGCUGGGGAAGCAGGGCCCAGUGAAGGAGCUGUCGGACGGCACGUGGCGGGAGCUGCUGCAGGGCGAGUGGAUGGUGGCGUUCUACGCCCCUUGGUGCCCCGCCUGCCAGAGCCUGCAGCCCGAGUGGGAGAAGUUCGCCGGGUGGGGCGAGGACCGGGAAGUGAACGUUGCCAAAGUGGAUGUCACGGAGCAGCCGGGAUUAAGUGGACGAUUUAUCAUAACAGCUCUUCCUACCAUCUAUCACUGUAAAGAUGGGGAGUUCAGGAGAUACCAGGGUGCAAGAACUGUAGCUGAUUUCGUAAAUUUCAUCAGUGACCAGGAAUGGAAAUCUAUUGAACCAGUUUCAUCAUGGUUUGGUCCUUCCUCUUUCCUGAUGAGCAGUAUGUCAGCUUUGUUUCAGUUGUCCAUGUGGAUCAGGCACUGCCGUGGCUAUUUAACAGAAAAUGUUGGAAUACCGGUCUGGGGCUCAUAUGCUGUUAUUGCGUUGACAGUUGUAUUCUCAGGAGUAAUACUGGGACUUAUGAUGGUGUUCUUAUCAGACUGCAUCUGUCCAUCCAAAAGGCGCAGACCCCCACAGUACUCUGAUUCAGGAAAGCUAGCUCCAGAGUCAGCUCAGCUGCCAAAAAAGCUGGAUGAAGAGCAAGAAGCAGAUGAGGAAGAUAUCUCAGAUGGUGAAACGGAGGGUAAAGAGGAGUCCACCUCAUCACCGAAUGCUGUUAGGCAGCGCCCAGUGAACACUGCUGCUACAAUGGCUAAAUCUUAGUUUUAUUUGCAUGCAGGAUUAGUGUUUGAGUCACCAACUCAAAAGGAAAUAAAUAUCAAAUCCUUCAGCUUGAAGGGAAGAAUGACUCCUGUCAUGGUAAUACUGAUGUGUUUCACAAAUUUUGGGGGGGGAAAAAAGCAUCUUUGGCAUCAGAUAUUCAAAACUAAAAUAUGCUGUUGCUAAUGGCUGAAACUUCUCCUGUCUGUGCAGAGAAGUGCCAAGAAGUAAUUUGUGUGGCUUCUUGAAUGACUUGUUCUAUAGGGAUUUAUUUUUUUUAACAGAGUGUAAAGCAGUGUACUUGUUGCAUUAGGGAACAUUAGCAAGGAAAAUGCACUAACCUGUUUGCUGUUAAAGUAUUCAGAAAGGUUUCUCAGUAUAAAUUUAUCUAAUUGUACUCUGAAGAAAUGCUGAGGGGAAAAGUUCCUUCAGUUACGGGACAUGUUCCAGGCUUUUCAUGUGACAAAACCUGCUUUCUGCUGUGACAAUGAGUGCUAUAAACCCCUCCAAUCUUUCUUCCAAAGAGGUUAAAGUCGCUGUCUUCAUUCAGAGGAACAGAGGUUGUGUUCUGAACAAAAACUAGAGAGCUUGUCUCUGCCAUCCUCCCAGAUGGAAAUUACCACCAGCACUUUGUGUAACGUGGAUCCUCUGGCUGACCAGAAACCUACUAUUUACAUAGACUUCUUUUAGAAAAGGCUGUAGAAAAAUAUGUGAGUUUCUUGGCUAAGUAAUUCUUCUCUAGAGAAAUUACAAAUAGCACCAUGAAGUCUUGUUUGUCUCAGUGACUCUGAUUCAGGUAGGAAUAGUUUACAUCUAGGGUUCUCUGCUGAGUGCAAAACCUGUUCAUUCAUCCUGCUGAGUGGCAGUAAAUCAUCAGUGAUUUCUGCUCAAUCAAAUUUUACUGCAAAUUCAGUCGGGCUGUAUCUGGUCUGAAGUUGAAGUAACUGCUUCUGAAUUUCUUUUGCAGAAAGUAAUCUUUUCUAUUUUUGCUAAACCCUCUUGAAACAAAAUACCCUGAUUCUUUCUUUAAAAAAAACUGUAGUCUGCUGUUUUCUGUAUGGUAUUUGUUUUUACUCUGUAUAGAAAUAAAAAGAAUGCACAUGCGCAUUGGACCAAGUGUUACCUUGCAUCGCUUGUAAAGAAUUUUCCAUAUUCUUUCAGUGAAUUUCCAAAUUAUUUGUGAGGGAAGAACUGGCCUAAUAUUGAGCACACAUAGGUGUUUUGACAAGCCUGGUUUUGCUUUUUUUUUUUUUGGUUUCAGUUUGGGGUUUUGUUUGUUUUUAUGUUUUAGUUGGCUUUUUUUUUUUGAUGUUGAUCUGAGUGGGUUUGCAGGACUGGCAGUUGAUAAAUCUGUGUCGAUAGUAAACUUGGUCGUGAGUAAUUAAGACCACAAACCUAGAAAACCUCUUGAUAUUUUCAUGCAGCCUCACUCUAAAGCCAGGCUCUCCUAGUGAUCAUUAAGAGGACAGAGCAUCAGACAAGGAGUUCGUAAUGAACUCUGUGGGAUAUGAAAGAUAUAUUGGAAAAAACAAUAAUUGGAGCUCUCGCAGGUGAAUCUGCUUGUAAAGCUGUCAGGAAUACACCAUGGUUUUUGUCAGUCUUGAAUGCUUCUUUGUAAGUGGCAUUUGAAGUAUAUCUGAUAGAUCAUAACUCAUCCUCCACGUUGCGUAUGGAAAAAAGCGAUUCAGCUAUCCAACUACCCAAGUGAAUCUUCCAACAAGUUCUUAGGUGAGUAGGAAUGAGUUGUUCUGUAAGAUGUUCUGGAACUUCCUCCUUUGACAACUUCUUUUUUCUAUUCCUGGACAUUGGUGCCCUGGAACGACUUAGGACUUCAGUGCUGGGUUAAGUGUUAGGGAGAUAUAACUGAUGCUUGAAAGGGUCCUUGUAAUUAAAAUCUGAGUGCUCCUGUCAUUUUUAAAUACCAAACUUUUCCUGGUGUUUGAAUGAAGACCACUGUGUGCCAUAAAUGCCCUUAAAGGUGUUGGGCUUAUGGGAUUGCCUUAAAUUCUCUAGAAGCUUAGAUUUUAGCCUUUGUCACUAGUAAAAUAAAGCAAUAAAUCUGUGAUAUGCUGAAGAGAACUAGUAGCACAGUCUCUGAUAAAUGGUGUGUUUCAUUAGUUUUGAGAGGGCUUGAGAAGACGGGAUGCAGGAAUGCUGUAUGCUUUCCUUUGUUCCUGUGUUGUUAGGGGAAGAGUGUUGAAUUGUUUUAAAAGUGGAAUUAUACGGGCUGACUCCUGGGAAUAUAUUUAAAUGUAGCUGUUAUACAUGCAGGGGUUUCUACUUUUUCAGUUACUUUAAAACUGUUUGUGCAAUAUAGAAAGUAUAUACUGAUAACUUUUGGCUAACUUUUAACAGAACAAACCACCUCUUUUUUUUUUCUUGCUGUAUUUCUAGACUCCUGGUUUAACAAGAACUUCUAGCACUAAUUUACCUUGCCUUUGCCUUCUGCACACCUACCUUUUCUUACUGCCUCCCUGCCUUAGGCAAGUAACCAAAUUUCAAAACUGCCUCUUAGUGGUGUUUCUGGAAUCCAGCCUCUGUGGCAGACCUAUGCUUGUGAUUAGUGUUAACUUCUGUUUUGAUUAUCCAUAGGCAGACUGUGUUUGCAGAUCUCUGUAAAUCUUACUGUUUGUAUUUUUAAUAACGUUAUGGUUUUGUCCUGUGAAUAUUUAAGUUUCUUCAUAUUUUUUUUAAAUAAUUUAAAAAAAUAGUCUGUAUUCCAAAGAUGUUUACUGAGGCUGAGCGAAGAUUGCAAUGUAACAAAUGUGUAUAAGAGCCUGUCUUUUGUGUGUAUUGAUGAUGCUUGAGUAUCAAUUUUGUAAAAGUCAGACAGUCUUUCCGUAUUACCACCUUGACCAAGCAUGUCCAGCCAGUUUCAUUCCAGAAGAAUUAAUUACCUGUAACAGUACUUUUCUUUUUCGAUGUUUCUGAGAGUCUUCAAGUAAAAAAUAAUCACCAGCUUUGGA
Messenger RNA from Falco peregrinus (peregrine falcon), 3844 nucleotides. RefSeq names its product thioredoxin related transmembrane protein 1 (gene TMX1). NCBI's taxonomy places the organism in Eukaryota, Metazoa, Chordata, Aves, Falconiformes, Falconidae. The record is from RefSeq and is a predicted model, not a curated record. Bases 45 to 881 code for a protein of 278 amino acids. The transcript has 8 exons.